Messenger RNA from Telopea speciosissima, 456 nucleotides. RefSeq names its product probable transcription repressor OFP9. The transcript is spliced from 2 exons. The record is from RefSeq and is a predicted model, not a curated record. The coding region runs from base 1 to 456 and encodes 151 amino acids. Gene Ontology annotation, biological process: negative regulation of DNA-templated transcription. Lineage: Eukaryota; Viridiplantae; Streptophyta; Magnoliopsida; Proteales; Proteaceae.
AUGCAGAGGAAGAAUCAACCAAAGGGUUGUGGCACCUUCUGCUGCGGUUGUCGUCUUAGUAUUUCGUCGUCGGAAGAGGCUGAAGGUUCUAAUUCCGAUAGAUACGCGCCGCCGAUGUCAAGUCUAGCACAUGCCAUGGUUCAGGAGAGACUAGAUCAGAUGAUAAGAGAAAGAGAAGAGGCAAGAAAUGAAAGAAGAAGAAACAAGGGAAGGAGAAUUAAUGAGGGUACCAAGUGCAUUAUAAUGGUAGCCAUGGACAAGUACUCUUAUGAUCCUAGAGAAGAUUUCAAGGAGUCCAUGGUAGAGAUGAUUAUAGCAAAUCGGCUAGAAGAGCCAAAAGAACUCCGUUGCCUCUUGAACUGUUUUGUGUCCAUGAAUGCAGAGGAGUAUAGACAAAUCAUACUUGAAGUCUUCCAUGAGGUUUUAGAAUGUACAGAUCUAGUUCUUGUUCAGUGA